Messenger RNA from Colletotrichum spaethianum, 2622 nucleotides. RefSeq names its product pH-response regulator protein palA/prr-1. The transcript has 5 exons. NCBI's taxonomy places the organism in Eukaryota, Fungi, Ascomycota, Sordariomycetes, Glomerellales, Glomerellaceae. Gene Ontology annotation, cellular component: endosome. The coding region runs from base 1 to 2622 and encodes 873 amino acids. The record is from RefSeq and is a predicted model, not a curated record. Gene Ontology annotation, molecular function: protein binding.
AUGGCGACUAUAUCCAACAUCCUGUCGCUGCCCUUCCGCAAGUCCACCCAGCUGUCGCUUUCCUCGACGAUACGACAGUACAUCAACACCAAAUAUGACCAGCACCCGGACAUGUUUCGCCAGGACCUCGAGGUCAUUGACGCCCUGCGACGCGAUGCGGUCAACGUGAGGGAGCCGCAUCCUAGCGGUAUCAAGAAGCUCCAGGCGUACGCGGGACAGCUGGUGUGGAUUGGCGGCAAAUUUCCAAUCGACAUCGGCGCCGAGUUUACGUGGUACCCGGCUCUGGGCUACAACACCGAACGGCCGAUGGUGCGAAACAAUCUCAAGUACGAACUCAUGAACAUCCUCUACAACCUCGCCUCCCUCUACUCCCAGCUCGCUGUCGCGCAGUCACGAACAGGCACCGAAGGCCUGAAGAACGCCGCUGGAUACUUCGCCUCGGCGUCUGGGGUGUUGGAGCACAUGCAAAAGGAAAUCCUACCCGAGCUGCGCAUGUCUGAUCCUCCCGAGGACAUGGACGCCAACACCCUCGAGUCGCUCUCGUAUCUGCUUCUGGCGCAGUCCCAAGAGUGCUUCUGGCAAAAGGCCGUUAUGGACGGGUACAAGGAUGCCAUCAUCGCUCGUCUCGCCGCUCGCGUGUCGGACCUCUACAACAUGGCGGGGGAGGCUGCGAUGAAGAGCGAGGCCAUUAGUUCGGCAUGGAUCCACCACAUGAGCGCAAAGCACCAUCACUUCGCCGGCGCUGCACAAUAUCGUGCCGCAUGCGACUGUCUCGAGAAGAGGAGAUACGGUGAAGAGGUCGCUCGUUUGCAGGACGCUGUGGGUUGCGUUAAUGAAGGUCUGAAGGAGAGUCGUGGUGGCUACCUCAACAAGGCGGUGCUUGAGGAUCUGAACGGUCUGAAGCGCAAGGUUGAGGAAGAUUUGAAGCGGGCCGAGAAGGACAACGACGUGAUCUACCUUCAACCCGUCCCGCCAAAGUCGGAACUCAAGAUUCUCGAUAGAGCCAACAUGGCUGUCGCCAGGGUGCCUCCGCAAGUGGCCAACCCCUUCGACUACCUCGGAGACCAGGCCGAGUUUGGCCCUGCACUAUUUACAAAACUCGUUCCGUUCUCCGUCCACGCUGCUAUUACGAUAUACGAGCAACUCCGCGAUCGCAUCGUAAACGAGAACAUUAUCGGACAGAUGGAAACACAAACCGAAAAGCUGCAUGCUAUGCUGAGCUCUAUCAAUCUACCCGGCUCACUACAGGCCCUAGAAAAGCCGCUGGGCCUGCCGCACAGUCUGGUGCAUCAUGCGGAGGAGAUACGGCAAGCGGAUGCCAUCGGCCGCAUUCAGCGGGCGUUUUCAGAUAUCGACAAGUUGCGAACUGCCGAUCUCGCAGUCUUCAACGAAGGCAAGGCGAUCCUCGCGGCAGAGGAGGAGGAAGACAACCGAAUGAGACGGAAGUACGGCACCGAUCGGUGGUCCAGACCUGAUAGUCGAAGCGACCCCCAAGGAAGCCGGUUCUGGGCUCAGGUGGCUGAGAUUGAGGGCUACUUUGCGAGCAGUACGAGCAGUGAUGCUGUGGUCCGAGAGAAAUACAGGGAGGUCCAAGAUCUUCUCGAAAUGCUAUCUGGAUCGGACCGGGAAAUCAUGGAUUACGUGCCUUCAUCCAGGCGGAUGGACAUCCCAGAGCCCUUGAAGCCGGUGAUAGGAAGGCUUCGUGGAGCUUAUAACGACGUCCUCCGACUUGAGUCCAAGAGGAGAAAGAAGGCAGAGGCGCUGCGAGAGAAGGCCAGAACGGAUGAUAUCAAGCCGGAUAUUCUCAAAGAAGCAGCACGCCUCGAGAGGACGUACCCGACGACGGCCAUCGUGCCGGCGCACUUCGAAGACUUCUUUGAGAAGCGUCUUGACAAGCUGUACGAUGCCGAGAUUGAGGCUGUCGCGAAGGAAGAAGAUGAGCAGGAGCGACUCAUGUCUGAGGUUCAGAGAGUCAAUCGGGAGUUCGAGAGUCAGAAGCGAAAUCUGGCAAGCGGCAGCCGCGAGCGCGAGCAGGCGCUGCAAAGGCUUGACAACGCCUACUACAAGUACAAGGAGAUUGUCAACAAUGUCGACGUUGGACGAAAGUUCUAUAAUGACUUGAGCAAGGUGGUGGGCCAGAAUUUCCGGGAUCCGGUCAAGGCGUGGGCUGCGGAACGGCGGAUGGAUGCCAAGAGCCUCGAAGAAGAGGUCAGCAUGCCGCCACUCAGCUCCCUCAACAUCAACAGAUCGCCGGUCCACUCUCCGACUGGCUCAAGCUACGACCCACGGUCUCAGUCUUACUUCAGCGCAAGCGUCGUUCCCGGCACGGCGCCACAACAGCAGCAGCAAGCCCCUACACGGCAUGAGGUACACUCGCCCCUAGAGGCUCACAUCCAAUCAUGGGCCGGCUCGACCGUCGAGCCUCAGCACCCGAGACCCGCAGCCGCCAUGUCCAGCAUGUGGCAGCCCGACAUGGGCAUCAAGUUUGGGGGCCAGCCCGGUGCACCGGCACCGGCACCUGCAUCAGCCAGCGGACAGCCGCCGGUGCAGAACACGGCGAACCAGCCGCCGCAGCCCCAGGGAGGUACAUGGAAUCCCGGGUCGGGGAUCAAGUUCGGAUAG